CGAGGCUGGCGCCUGCGCAGUGCGCUAAGCUGUCAGUCAAGGAAGGCGCUCGCGAGCCGGGCGGCGGAGAGUGCGGUGGUGCUGUCAUGACUGAGGGCACGUGUCUGCGGCGUCGAGGGGGACCCUACAAAACCGAGCCGGCCACGGACCUCACCCGCUGGCGGCUCCGCAAUGAGCUGGGUCGGCAGACGUGGACGUAUUUCCAAGCGGAGGACGACCCUGGUCGAGAGCAGACCGGGCUAGAAGCCCACUCUUUGGGACUGGACACAAAGAAUUAUUUCAAAGACUUACCUAAAGCUCAAACAGCCCAUGAGGGGGCCCUGAAUGGAGUAACAUUUUAUGCCAAGCUGCAGGCUGAGGAUGGACACUGGGCGGGUGAUUAUGGUGGUCCACUCUUCCUCUUACCAGGUCUCCUGAUUACAUGUCAUGUGUCACACAUCCCUCUGCCAGCUGGAUACAAAGAGGAGAUGGUACGGUACCUGCGAUCAGUGCAGCUCCCCGAUGGCGGCUGGGGCCUGCAUAUUGAGGACAAGUCCUCAGUGUUUGGGACCGCCCUGAACUAUGUGGCUCUCAGAAUCUUGGGUAUUGGGCCUGAUGAUCCUGACCUUGUACGUGCUCGAAACAUUCUUCACAAAAAAGGCGGCGCGGUGGCCAUCCCCUCCUGGGGGAAGUUCUGGCUGGCCAUCCUGAAUGUUUAUAGCUGGGAAGGACUCAAUACCCUAUUUCCUGAGAUGUGGUUGUUUCCUGAGUGGGCACCUGCCCACCCCUCCACCCUCUGGUGCCACUGUCGGCAGGUCUACCUGCCCAUGAGCUACUGCUACGCCACUCGGCUAAGCGCCUUAGAGGACCCACUGGUUCAGAGCCUCCGCCAGGAGCUCUAUGUGGAGGAUUAUGCCAGCAUCGAUUGGCCAGCACAGAGGAACAACGUGUGCCCCGAUGAGCUGUACACGCCACACAGCUGGCUGCUGCAUGUGGUGUAUGGGAUCCUCAACCUGUAUGAACGUUUCCACAGUACCAGCCUGCGGCAGCGGGCCAUCAAAAUGCUGUAUGAACAUAUCGCCGCCGAUGACCGGUUCACUAAGAGCAUCAGCAUUGGCCCGAUCUCAAAAACCAUCAACAUGCUUGUUCGUUGGUCAGUGGAUGGGCCAUCCUCCUCUGCCUUCCAGGAGCACGUCUCUAGGAUCCCAGAUUACCUUUGGCUGGGCCUUGAUGGCAUGAAAAUGCAGGGCACCAAUGGGUCACAGAUCUGGGACACCUCGUUUGCUAUCCAAGCACUGUUGGAGGCAGGUGCACACCACAGACCUGAAUUUCUACCCUGCCUGCAGAAGGCUCACGAAUUCCUGCGGCUUUCACAGGUCCCAGACAACCUUCCUGACUAUCAGAAGUAUUACCGCCAGAUGCACAAGGGUGGUUUCUGCUUCAGCACACUGGACUGUGGCUGGAUCGUUGCUGAUUGCACAGCCGAGGCUUUGAAGUCUGUGCUCCUCCUGCAGAAGCAGUGCCCCUCAAUCACUGAUCACAUCCCCCGAGAGCGGCUCUGUGAUGCUGUGGCUGUGUUGUUGGAGAUGAGGAAUUCUGAUGGAGGAUUUGCUACCUACGAGACCAAGCGUGGGGGGCAUUUGCUGGAGUUGCUGAACCCCUCAGAGGUCUUCGGAGACAUCAUGAUUGACUACACAUAUGUAGAGUGUACCUCCGCAGUGAUGCAGGCUCUGAAGCAUUUCCACGAACACUGUCCAGACCAUAGGGCAGCAGAGAUCAGGGAGACCCUCAAGCAAGGCCUGGAGUUCUGCCGAAAGAAGCAGAGAUCUGACGGCUCCUGGGAGGGCUCUUGGGGAGUUUGUUUCACCUAUGGCACCUGGUUUGGCCUGGAAGCUUUCGCUUGCAUGGGGCAUACCUACCAAGACGGGACUGCUUGUGCAGAAGUGUCUCGGGCCUGCAACUUCCUUCUGUCCCAGCAGAUGGCAGAUGGAGGUUGGGGGGAAGACUUUGAGUCCUGUGAACAACGGCGUUACGUGCAGAGUGCCAGGUCCCAGGUCCACAGUACGUGCUGGGCCCUGAUGGGCUUGAUGGCUGUCAGGCAUCCCGACAUCAGUGCUCAGGAGAGAGGAAUCAGAUGUCUGCUGGAGAAACAGCUCUCCAAUGGAGACUGGCCUCAGGAGAACAUCUCUGGGGUCUUCAACAAGUCCUGUGCCAUCAGCUACACGAGUUAUAGGAACAUCUUCCCCAUCUGGGCCCUGGGCCGCUUCUCCAACCUGUACCCUGACAAUACCCUUGCCGGCCACCCUUGAACUCACGUCUGCCUGUGCUGCAGCUGGCCAGCAUCAUCACCAUACAGGUCCAGGCGAGACUGGGGGUUCUUACCCCGCUCUAGGCCGCCUUCUCUAUUUCUGUAGACCUGAGGUUGGGACUAGGGUCAGGGUUGGUAUCUUUAGGCACUUGUCAGUGUAGGCUUAGUUCUGAGACUAGCUUCAGCGAGAAAGGGAACCAGAUAAACCUUGAAAUCCAGAGGGGCACACUGCACUCUGCAGCUCCCGGGCACAUCCUUCCUGAGGGACUGAGGCUGGAGAGUUUUUGUGUCCGGUGACUUCCCUGUGAGGGGAGCGGUGUCUUCUUCCCUCCUCCUUUUUCUACUGUGUAGCGGGCCUCUGACCAGACUUCUGUUUGCUGGGCUGGCGGAGGUACGGCGACUCCAUGGUGCUGGUAUGCUCAGAGAAAGGCUCAGUGGGGAGUGAGGGCGGGGCCCUUGUUCACUGUGCCCCGAGCAUGGCUGUUACCUGGUCACUGUAUGAAAUACCUGUUUUCCAGAAAGGAAAUACAGACUCGCUUUAUACUAAAACUGUCACUAAAAGUCAUUUAAAUGAUCACCGACUCCCUUAAUAAACAGACAUUUUGGGGCUGGAACAGUGGCCCAGCAGUAAAAAAAAUGGACUGCUCUUUCAGAGGACCUGGGUUUGAUUCCCAGCACCCACUUGGUGGCUAACAACCUUCUAUAACUCAAGUUCCCAGGGGACCCAAUGCCUUCUUCUGGCCUCUGUGGGCACUGCAUACAUGGUGCAUAAACAUGGAUGCAGGAAUAACACCCAUACACAUAAAAUAAAAUAAAUCUCUAAAAUAAACUAUUAAAAACAAAGCAAAAACAAAACCCCCAGGCAUUUCGUCCUGUGGCUGUGUGACAAGGAGCCAGAUGCAGCGUCCGAUUCUGCCCCUAGAUUGUGAGCCCAUACACAUUGUGUUGGUUUCUGGGAUAUCAGCAUCCUGCUCUCCUGUCAUCUUGUUGAGAUAGAGAGGCACAUGCGGGAAGCCACACAUAAGGGUGAGCUCUUAGUUGCUGAUUUCUAACUCUGUGUGUCUGUCCAACAUGCAGGCAGAGUUCGGGGCUGAUAAAGUAGUAGCUUCUCCUUGAAGUUACUGCUUUUCUUCCUGGCCAUGGUGAGCAGGGUCCAGCCUGGUGCCUUCUCAGUCUAAUGCUCCCUACCUCUCUUACAUUCUGGACUGGUGGUAACUCCAACCUCUCCCUGGCCCAUGGUCUUUCCUCAGACAAAUGGAGAGCUGUGUCUGAUCCCCUUUCCCUGCCCAGGACCCUCUAGGCCUGCCUUCUGCCAUGGUGCAGAUUCCCUGAGGCUUUCUGUCAUCUGCCGCCUGUCCAACUCCCACCACUGUCACCUUGUGCCGUGACCCCCAGGACUCCUCUCCCUUAGAUCGUAACCUGUGCUAUAACUGCACAGUUCUCAGCCUUUGCCAGCAGCAGAGCAGAUAGAUGGUGAAUUACUAGGUCUGUCCCCAGCAGCAGCAACUGCCCUUGGAAUUCCCAGUUAGGACCAGAUCACUAUAGAAAAUACACUGGCACUUACAGGGCCAAUUCCCUUCAUAAACAGACUUCUGAUAACACAUGCUUUAGACUGUAGUGUGUCAUUCUUACUUUGUUUUGUCCUGCAGACCAGUCAUGCUGUAGAGCUGGCAGUGUGGGGUGUGCAGGAUUACCAGUCCCAGUUCAGAGAGUCCCCCAGGCUCACCAGAUAACGGUCCAGAAGUCCUUGAAGAUCCUUGAAAGUUUUAACUUGUAAGGAACAAAUUUAGAAUGUGCUGCAAGCUUUUCCUGUGGAGUCGUAGUAGAUUUUCUGUGUUUGCUGAGAUGUGAACCUCAACACUUUUUUGAGGGAUUCUUUAGUAGGAAAUGCUUACACUUUUUUCCUCAUGAAACGAUUUAAUAUGUGGUGCUCACUAUGACAUGAUACUCACUACGUAAUCCAGAAUGGCCCCAAGCUGGAGGGUCAUCCUGCCUCCAUCUCCUGAGGAUUGGGUUGUAGGCAUUGCUACCAUGCCCUGCUGAAGGACUUGAUGGAAACUCCUCUCUGACAACGUAUUUUUUCUUUUCUCUUUUCAAUAAAUUUUUGCUGUAUGCUAUUUUCUUAUUCUCUAAUUUAUUGACAACCAUAGCAAAUACAACUACAUGGUAAUAUAUAGUUAGUCGACUUGGUUUUUUUUUUAAUUAUUUAUUUGAGCUCACUAUGUAGCUCUGGCUGUAGACCAGGCUAACUUCAAACUCACAGAGAUCCACCUGCUUACCAAGUACCACUACACCAAGCUUUCAACUUGAUUUAUUUUUAUCUCAACUUUAUUUUAUCUCUGUAUUUUAUACAGAUACUACUACUAUGUAUCUGUAGUAUAAAUUACUAUUUAUUAAAGUUUCAGAUGUUUUUAUUUAAAGGUUCUCAAAAGAAAUAAAAUGUAAAAAGCUAACAACCUGAUCAAAUGUGCAGUUCCAAAACAGCCUUUUGGCGUCUAACAAGUCCUAGGAAGGGAACUGCAAUCAUCUUGACCCAGGAAAUAAGUCACCUGGCAAAUCCGCAGCACUAGUAGAAUGAAAUUAUUAGCUCUCGAUCAUAUGGAUCACUAUGACAAUUUUUUAAAUCUGUACAAAAGGUCUUUGUAAUUAAUUUUUUUUAGAAUUUAAUGACUGUCUUUUAAAGUUUAUGUAUAGAGGCUAUAUUUCCCAAAUUUGACCCAGAUGAGUCUGGCACUCAGUUCAGAUGUACCUAACAUCACAUUUCCCCUCCCUUUUUGACUGAGCUACCAACUUCCUGUCUUAACUAAUGCAAAAAAUACCAAGUCGUGAGAGAUCCAGGCUGUUAAAUGUGCCAGGUACAUGGAUGAUGCUGCAUUCAGUCUGGACUUCCACAAAGCAGAAUGUUUUCUUAUGAUGUAUAGAUCCAAUAAUACCAUAGUUUCUUGAAAAAAGGAAAAAAACAAAAACUCAUUUAUCUCAUGACUAUGUAAUUUUCACUAGGAUCUACACUUCUCAGCAGCAAGGACAUUUGAAACUGAAAUGUCACUGACCUCUAUCAUCAAAUACAAGCAAUAAAAUUUAAGAACUAAAAAAUACUCAAAAGAAAUAACUGCUUAGCCCUAGCUCCUGAACUAGGGGUGGUUUGGUUGGUGGAAACAGGGAGGGCCUGUCCCAGCACAAAAGAAAAAUAGCCCUGAUGUGGGCAACUGUUCAUACAGGGCUGACCAGACGAGUGCACAGUCUUGGGAGACAAUUUAUCAUUACUUUUAGAACUUACACAAUUGCCUUAAUAAAAGAGCAUUAACAACAGUGAAUUAAUUAUCUCAUAUGUACUAAAGCAGAAAUAACUAUGAGUCAGGAAUUUCAUAGUCUCAAGGUUGGUUUUCUUUACACUUGAACAGCUGUAGUGAUGAUGUAAAUAAAGUGUGGCACUGCUUGAA
This is a messenger RNA of Peromyscus leucopus (white-footed mouse), 5727 nucleotides long. It is a transcript of the gene Lss, whose product is annotated as lanosterol synthase. Gene Ontology annotation, biological process: triterpenoid biosynthetic process; cholesterol biosynthetic process. Lineage: Eukaryota; Metazoa; Chordata; Mammalia; Rodentia; Cricetidae. Bases 87 to 2288 code for a protein of 733 amino acids. Gene Ontology annotation, cellular component: lipid droplet. The record is from RefSeq and is a predicted model, not a curated record. Gene Ontology annotation, molecular function: lanosterol synthase activity. The transcript has 22 exons.